AUGUCGAGCUAUGCUGCAGAACUAGAGGAAAUGGACAACGAGGAAGAUGAAGAUGAUGAGGAGGAUGAGGAUGCAGAGUCCUGCCUGUCGGACGAUGAACUCAUGACAUUGUGCUUGGCCAAGAAAGUUCCCUUACUCCAGCUGCAGAGCAACAAGCGUGCGAUCCAACUAUUGCGGCAGCUGGACAGACUUGACAAAAGCUCAAUCUCCACUUUGAAGAACGAAUACAAAAGGCGCGGUUUCGCUUUUGAAGCAUCGAUUCGCAAAGAGAGCCUACUGGCUUCCGUGAAAGAAGUGGCUGUUUACGAGAACUUGAAGCUGCAGCACUUGCGAGCAGCCUGCUUGAGUCGAAACCUCCCUGCAGAUGAGAGCAUGCGACGUCCAGGGCUACUGCAACUUCUGGCCGACCAGUCCUGGCACAGCUUGGGCAUCCCAGUGGAGCAACUGCCUAGCCUGGUCGUUGCGCAUGGGGUCCUCGACUCGCUGGGCACGCUAAACACCAAGCACUUGGCAGAUCUUUGUGCACAGUGCCACAGGAUGGGGGUGCCGGUGGAGUCCAAGCCGGAGAAGCCUGAGCUCGUGAGCCGGCUUGGGAAGGCGAUGGUGUGGAAGCAGAUGGAUGAUGCUGCCCUCAGGAGAGAGUGCUCCAAGAGGGGAGCUCCCUUGGAUGACAUCCCUGAGCAGCCUCAGCAGCCAGGCGUGAAGCUAAUCGUGAACAACAACUGCAAAGCGGGACGGCAGAAACUGGAAAGGCUUCUGCUUCAGUCCUUAUGGCUCGACAUUUGGAAAGCAGCUGGCAUCACCGUCCAGAGCUUGGGAAGCCACCAGGCGGCCUCCAGCCUUUUCUCGGAGGUGGAACGCCUUCACAGCGAGGAUCUGCCUGCCAUCCAGGAGCGGUACAAGGCUCUGGACCUGCCGCUGCAGCAGGUGCAGGAUCGGCGCUGGGUACUUCAGCGAGUUUCAGAGUCUCUUUUCUGGGAGGCCCUGCCGCUGGCAGAGCUGCUAGAAGAGUGCGAGAUGCGCGCGCUGCCCAUCAAUCCAGCGGAGCGUGAUGCCGACCAUGCUGCGGAAACAAAGCCUGUGCUGGUACGCAGACUGGUCAAAGACUCCUGCAUUCGUGCUUGGGUCAAGAUGGGCAUUCCCGUUGCACGGCUGGGCGAUGCGCGUGCCGUCGCGCUGGUCGCUGAGGAGUGGCAGAGCCUCGAAAAUAUCGGCAGUGCUGAUUUGAAGAUCAAAUGCGAACUGCAUGGUGUGCCUCCAGAUGCGGCCUUAGAGCGGCACGACUUGCUUCAGCUGCUGAAGGAUAUCGCAGUUUGGGAAUCAAUGCCACUGCACGAGCUCAAGGCUGAGCUCGCCAAGGUCACUGGUCCAGGAGUUGCACCACCUGCCCCUGAGCGUGGCGACUGCUGGAAGGAGCAGAACAGCCUGGUCGAGCAGCUACUUCUGUUGAGGUGCGCAGAGGCCUACGAAGCCAAGGGCAUCCCAGCACGUCGCAUCGGCUCUUUGAAGGCUUCUGCGAAGCUCGCGCAGGAGCUCAAGGAUCUGGAGGCCCAGGACACGGCAAGCUUGAAGGCCGAGUGCCAAAGCCUCGGACUGCCGGUGCAGCACUUGCGGCAGCAGGAGCUACGUGAUUUGCAUCGAGAGCUGGCCCUUUGGCGGGCACUGCCUUGCGGGGAGCUGCGAUUGGAAUGCAGAGCACGGAAUGUGCCCUGCCCGCAACCACAAGGCAUGGUCAUGGAGCAGGAGCUCAAAGAGAUGCUCGUGGAUGCCCUCCUCGUGGAAAAGUGCGAGGCCUGGUACGAGCGCCGUGGUGUUCCAGUCCGGCGGUUGGGCUCUGUCUCUGCAGCUGCACGUGUGUCGGAGCGCUGGGAGCAGCUGGAUCAGCUGAGCGAAGGUGGGCUACUCUUCAAAGCCUCGGCUUUCAGCAUCCAUGUCGACAAGGACCUGAAAAGGUCGGAAGUGAUGGAGAGGAUAAAGCAGGCAAUCUUGUGGAGCGAGUUGCCCAUGCGCGAGCUGCAGAAGGUUUGCCGUGAACACGGGGUCAACUCCGUGGCCCGCGAAAAUCAGAAGAAGGAGCUGAUGCACCGCCUGGCCUCUGCGCUCUGGCCUCCGCCGCCACCCGAGCCCCCAAAGCCGCCACCGACAUUCAACAACUUCGGUUCGAGAGAUUGGCAGAGGAAUUUCAAGAAAACCAACAUCCCGCCUCCGAGCCUCCCGAAGAACAUCAAUCCCAAAACGCUUCUGCCUCACUUCAAGACACUGGGCCUGGCUCCAAGCGCGAGUCCGGCAGAAGUGAAGAAGGCAUACCGCAAACUGGCACUGAAGUACCAUCCGGACUGCACCAUUGAUUCUGAAAAUGGCAUGUAA
Symbiodinium necroappetens is the source of this 2367-nucleotide messenger RNA. NCBI's taxonomy places the organism in Eukaryota, Dinophyceae, Suessiales, Symbiodiniaceae. The record is from the annotation of a GenBank genome assembly.